GCUGGGGGGGCUGCAGCCCCCCCAAUUUCUCGAGAAUUUGUGUAUUCGGGCAAGCAUUUACAUGAUAUUCUGGCAAGAUACUUACUACAGUUUUUAAAUUUUCAAUAUUAAUCUACAUCAUUUCUAGAUCAUAAACUGCUUCGGUUCUUGAGCGUGAACGGUCUUUUAAUGGAUGGUUUUUAAAUUGUUUAAAUUACUUAAAUUUCAGGAGGUAAAAUAAAAAAUCGCGUAAAGUGAUUGGGUGCAAAAUUUUUCUUGAGACAUAAUAGGAGAAUUUUACAUCCGCCCCAUUAUAAUAUAAACAAAUUACGUCACGAGAAAUCGGUCUAUUUACUAGCGAUAUUGCGACGAAUAUAUUCGGUGUUUACAACUUUUAAACGAACACGAACGCCGAUAUUUUCAAUCAGAGCAAAGCUUUUGGUAUUAAAUUUAUCCACAUAACGUUCUCCAUUUAUAAAAAAGGGCUGAGGAAACUAUUAUCCACAAGGGGAAAACAUUUAGUAGCCAAGCUCUAAUAAAGCGUACAUAUGGCGUCUCGUAAACGACCGUAUCGACAUCGCGUUUGGUGCGAGGAAUGCAGCAAGGAAAUUGACAGUGAUUAUAAGGAGGUCCACUUUCGACGAGUUCACAAUAAUGAAAAAGUUAAGUGUCAUCGAGUGAUGGAUUCAUCGGAUUUAUCGCAGUCAAAGAUCAGUGGUUUCUUUGUAAAAAGUAACAUGACAACCAAGGAUGAUAACCUAACCUUACAGGAAACAGAAUCGAGUGCUAGUAAAGAUUUAGCAGCCACUGGGUCUUUUGAGGAAAAUCUACCUGAGAUUAAUUUGAAGGAGCCCAUAAGCGAAGACCAAACGGAACCAAUGAGAACGUUUAUUGAUGUUGAUGAAUUAAAUCCACUGACGCAGUUCAGAGAAAAUAAAGAAUUGAAUACGGUCACGGAUAAUGAAAAUCUUACUUCCAGUGACGCACUGUUCAUCGAAGAAUUUAACUUAAAUCAAAAUAUACAACGCGUUGCAACACCAGAAUCAACGACGACGUCUAACACUCUAGACACAACAGCAAUACAAGAUUUAGAUUCAACAGCAUCUGUUCUAAAUGAACAGACUAGAAAGGUUUCCUUAACAGUAUGA
Molecule: messenger RNA, 1127 nt
Organism: Xenia sp. Carnegie-2017
Lineage: Eukaryota; Metazoa; Cnidaria; Anthozoa; Malacalcyonacea; Xeniidae
Exons: 2
Coding region: 528-1127 (199 amino acids)
Source: RefSeq, a predicted model, not a curated record